CGUAAAACAAGUAGAAACAGUGUAUAAAAGAGAUAAACUAAAAAAAAAGCUACAGCGGAAUAAAAGAGCGGGAAUUAGAGAAAAUUGCAGAUAAAAAGGAUAAAAACAGAAGAGAAAUUAACUAAAAUUUUAUUGUUUAUUAUUUUAAAUUGCUUGCAAAUUGUUUAUACAUUAUUAACAAAAGUGCCAAUUAACUAAACACAAAACAACAAAUGCCAAUUUUAUAAAGUUUUAAAGUAAAAACAACAAACAUUUUUGUAAAAAUAUCCUCUAAUACAUAAAUAAAAUGUAUUUAAUAAAUUCUCCGCAGAAAACUUUAAUAAUUUUAAAUAAAAUGUUAAAUUUUUAACUAAAUGCAGUGUUUUAAGCAACCGCAAUUUAUAACAGAUCCUCAGGAUUCUACUUUAAAUUUAACACAAAAUUAUAUGCUUUUUGAAAACUCCAACAUUCCAAAUUGUGGCGUUACAACAACAGCAACAACUGCCUAUCAUUUACAGCCAACUCAACAUUCUCCGGCCCACAACAAUAGCAGCAGUAGCAGCACUAGCAACAAUAACUGUGAUAAUUAUAAUCCUUUAACUUCACCUAAUCACAACAACAACAACAGUAUCAACUCUUCAUCACCUGCCACCUCAUCUUCCUUUACCCACACCAGCCAACUCGCCCCUAUGCCUCAUUUUGGUUUAGGUUCUGGUCCUGGUAUGGCCAAUAAUGCUUAUGCUCAAACCCCACCCAGUCCGCCUCUACAUCAUAAUGUUGGUGGCGGUGGUGGCAAUGGUGGUUUAAUGCCUCCCAGUCCGCCCAAUCAUCUACAGCAGGCUCACCAACAACAUCAACAGCAGCAGCAGCAACAUCAACAACAACAGCAACAUCAUCCUCAUUUGGCCCUGUUGCCACGCGGUCUUACUGGCGGCAAUCCUGGUGGCGGCGGUGGUGGUGGUUCCAUAAUGUCCACCGGUCUAAAUACCUCCGUCAGUUCUCUCUCCUCCGCCACCUCAUUUCGUUCACAUAUUGAGGAGAAAAAAUUAACCCGCGAUGCUAUGGAACGUUAUAUGCGGGAACGUAACGAUAUGGUUAUUGUUAUAUUGCAUGCAAAGGUCGCCCAAAAAUCCUACGGUAAUGAGAAACGUUUCUUCUGCCCUCCUCCGUGCAUUUAUCUCUUUGGCAGUGGUUGGGCGUCGUCGUUAUGAAGAAAUGCUGCAGAAGGUGAAGGCGAACAGGGUGCCCAACUAUGUGCCUUUAUAGGCAUUGGAAGUGCUGAUCAGGACAUGCAACAGCUCGAUCUAAAUGGCAAACAAUAUUGUGCAGCCAAAACACUCUUCAUAUCCGAUUCCGAUAAACGUAAACAUUUCAUGCUGUCCGUUAAAAUGUUCUAUGGCAAUGGUCAUGAUAUUGGGGUAUUCAAUUCCAAACGCAUUAAAGUCAUCUCGAAACCCUCAAAAAAGAAACAGUCGCUUAAAAAUGCCGAUCUCUGUAUAGCCAGUGGCACAAAUGUUGCACUCUUCAAUCGUUUACGUUCACAAACUGUCUCUACCCGUUACCUGCACGUUGAGAAUGGUCAUUUCCAUGCCUCCUCGACGCAGUGGGGAGCCUUUACCAUACACCUGCUCGAUGAUAAUGAAUCAGAAUCGGAAGAGUUUCAAGUACGUGAUGGUUAUAUACAUUAUGGGGCCACGGUGAAACUGGUGUGUUCGGUUUCGGGUAUGGCUUUACCACGUUUGAUUAUACGCAAAGUAGACAAACAAAUGGCUUUGUUAGAGGCUGAUGAUCCUGUUUCACAACUGCAUAAGUGUGCGUUCUAUAUGAAGGACACUGAUCGCAUGUAUUUGUGUUUGUCACAAGAGAAAAUCAUACAGUUUCAAGCAACGCCGUGUCCGAAGGAACCAAAUAAGGAGAUGAUUAAUGAUGGAGCCUGUUGGACGAUUAUAUCAACGGAUAAGGCGGAAUAUCAGUUUUAUGAAGGCAUGGGACCAGUAUCUUCCCCCGUUACACCCGUACCCAUAGUUAAUUCUUUGAAUCUCAAUGGCGGUGGCGAUGUUGCCAUGUUAGAAUUAAGUGGCGAUAAUUUUACACCCCAUUUACAGGUGUGGUUCGGUGAUGUGGAAGCCGAAACCAUGUAUCGUUGCACCGAAACGCUGCUGUGUGUUGUACCCGAGAUAUCACAAUUUAGAGGUGAAUGGUUGUGGGUCCGUCAACCCACACAAGUGCCUAUAUCGCUAGUACGCAACGAUGGCAUUAUCUAUGCCACCGGCCUAACAUUUACCUAUACACCCGAACCGGGACCUAGACCACACUGUACUCAAGCUGAAGAUGUAAUGCGAACAAGACUUAAUAACAAUAAUCUAACGAGUAUGAGUAACAACAAUAACAAUAAUGUGGGAUCACCCAGUGAUGGUUCGCAAGGCGGACUCAAUGCUAAUCAUAUGCAUCAACAGCAACAGCAGCAGCAGCAGCAGCAACAACAAACUUUACCCUCAAUGUCAGAAGUGCAAUGGAAUACUCAUGCGGGUGGAUUAUCCUGAGUGCUGCCUACAAUUUUUGUUUGGUAUUUAAAAUUAAGUUUGUAACCUUUACAGCAACAACAAAUGAUGAUAACAAAAGAGAAAAACAAAUCAAAGUAAAAUUUUUUUAUAUUUAUAUUUAUUAUUAUAAUUUUUUUUAAAUGAAUAUGAUUUCCUUUUAAUUAGCCAGAUUUGGGAUUUUUUUAACUUUAAAGAAAAUUUAUAAAAAAGAUCUUGUCAUUUCCAUUAAAUUUUAAAGUAAAAAUAUAUACAUAUAUUUUUUUAGUAUUAUUUUAAAGCAAAAACGUAUACUUUUUUUAAAUUCUAUUAACUUGUAAAUAACAUUUCAAAUGUUUAUUAUUUUGCUUUUUUUAACUCUCUACUCACAUUUCGUAACACUCUUUAUAUACAAAAAUCUUGCUAUUUUAUUUUAUAUUUA
This is a messenger RNA of Lucilia sericata (common green bottle fly), 2940 nucleotides long. It is a transcript of the gene Su(H), whose product is annotated as suppressor of hairless protein. Gene Ontology annotation, molecular function: RNA polymerase II cis-regulatory region sequence-specific DNA binding; DNA-binding transcription activator activity, RNA polymerase II-specific. Gene Ontology annotation, biological process: regulation of transcription by RNA polymerase II. Gene Ontology annotation, cellular component: nucleus. The record is from RefSeq and is a predicted model, not a curated record. Lineage: Eukaryota; Metazoa; Arthropoda; Insecta; Diptera; Calliphoridae.